Messenger RNA from Photinus pyralis (common eastern firefly), 1432 nucleotides. RefSeq lists its product as uncharacterized. The record is from RefSeq and is a predicted model, not a curated record. Gene Ontology annotation, biological process: regulation of dopamine secretion; synaptic vesicle endocytosis; cellular response to calcium ion. Gene Ontology annotation, cellular component: axon; dense core granule; synaptic vesicle membrane. NCBI's taxonomy places the organism in Eukaryota, Metazoa, Arthropoda, Insecta, Coleoptera, Lampyridae. Gene Ontology annotation, molecular function: phosphatidylserine binding; clathrin binding; syntaxin binding. The transcript is spliced from 4 exons. The coding region runs from base 180 to 1250 and encodes 356 amino acids.
UGUUGCACAUACGAAUUUGAAGUUGCAGAAUAAUUCCCGUGUCUCGACCUCACUAAUUUGAACAAAUUGAGUUAAGUGGCAGCAUGAAUGCUCACUCGUUAAAAACGUUUAUACGGCUAUAGCCACAACAUCGUGUGUAAUUAGCACUCCGAUGAGUUCGCUCUUACGUAUAAUAGAAAAUGUCGGUAAACAUUAAGAAGAUAAAAAACUUGCUAUCAUUGAAAACGUCCAAUUUAGUUAAUAGCGCGAAUGCGGCCGGCAAGCCUCAAAUUGGUUUUAAAAUCGCGUAUAAUGAAGACACCAAGGAGUUGAAAGUGAAAGUGAUAGGUGCCAGGCAUCUGCCACCCUUAUACGGAAAUGUUCGUCCCGAAGGGUACCUCGUGAAGGUCAGAGUCUUUCCCGCAAGAGAAAAAUUCGAAACGCAGCUGGUUAAGGACUCAUGGCCUACAUUCAAUGAGGACUUCACCUUUACGUUACCCACCGCUUCGCGUGGAAGCUUCGAGAGCUUUUUUACAGGAAAAUUCGUCGUACUUACAGUUUAUGCCCUGCUAAAUAGUCAGCAAAACACGGUGGGCUCAAAAUCGAAGAGAUCAUUAAAAAAAUUCUUUUCAUUUGGCGAAAAUGAGGAGGAGAAAAGGGAGAGGAGGAGAAGCAGUAAUCGGAUGUCAUUAACUAAUAGAAGAACUGUGGGUGCGGUUACCUACAAUUUGGAAUACAAGACGUUCACUUUGGAGCUAAAAAAUAACUUCUGCGGCACCCCGGAUAUUUGGCGAGAGAUACAAGAUAUUUCCAGUGGUUUAGAUGUCGAAUCCAGGGAGAGCAAGAAGGGCUCGGUCGAGGUUACUUUGGUUUACUCUAACAGUGAGGAUGGAAAUAAUGAUUUAUUUGAAAUAUCGUUGUCUAGAUUAAGAUGUAGCAUGAGCACAAUGACUGAACACGAGCAACUUAAAGGUUCUCUUUACAUUAAAAUGACAUCGACGAGACAGGAUGUGCUAAUUUCAAAAUGGAAGAGCGAUCCUUUCGAACCAACAAUUAGCUUAAAAAUAGAACCGCAAACAGCUGUUUUACAAACGUUUGUUAAAAAUAAUGAUUUGAAGGACGUGAAGAUAGUUAUUAAGUUGAAAUGCAAGAAUUUGGUCGGGAAGAAAACGUUGCUGGGAGAAUUUACCAUUGAUUACAAGACGAAGAUUUGGGCUCAGGUGAUUAAGGUACCUUGUAGUCCUAUUACUCGAAUGAUUAAUUUGGAGUAAGUAGCAAAUUAAACGAACAUUUGGUAGCUCUGGUAUGUUUCCUGCGCUUUCGUGAUAUGUGUAAUAGUCGUAUACUAAUUAUUAUCUACAUUUGUCAAGUUUUCGAAUAACUUAACUAUCUACUUUUUAGCUGAAUAUUCAUGCGAGUGUAAACAAUAUGUGCCAAUAAACAAUUUCCUUCA